Chironomus riparius is the source of this 628-nucleotide messenger RNA. The record is from the annotation of a GenBank genome assembly. Lineage: Eukaryota; Metazoa; Arthropoda; Insecta; Diptera; Chironomidae.
AAAAAAAUAGUUUUGUAUUAUUUUAAUCGGAAGCAUCUUGUAAAGAUUUAUAAGUUAUUUGCAGUUAGCAUUUCAAGCAAUCAACAAUGGGUAACGAUCAAUUUACAAUUGCAACUUAUGAAGAAGUCAAGGACUUGCCUAAUCAUCCUGAAAAACUAUUGAUUGACGUCCGAGAACCAUCCGAAGUUGUUGAAACCGGAAAAAUUCCUACUUCAGUUAACAUUCCAUUGUCCACAGUCGAGAAGGAAUUGAAAUUGAAUGACGAAGAGUUCAUGGCUAAAUAUUCACGCAGUAAGCCACAAUCUGAGGAUGAAAUCAUCUUUCAUUGUAAAUUAGGCGGAAGAGCUGGAAAAGCAGCUGACGUUGCAAUAGGUUUGGGUUUCAAGAACGUUAAAAACUAUAAAGGAAGUUGGGUAGAUUGGGCUAAACAAGAAAAGUUAUAAAGUGGAAAAUUGAUCGAACAAAAUUAUAGAUUAUGGAAAGAUAAGAUAUGAAAUCAUGCCUUAAAAAUAGAACAUAUGUAUUACACUUGAAAUUUCUAGCAAUCAUGCAUGUUUGGUGAUUUUAAUGUUUUAAAUGGUCUUAAAUGACUUAAAUAUCUAUUCUGUACUUAAUGUCUAAUUCACAA